Molecule: messenger RNA, 1748 nt
Organism: Eutrema salsugineum
Lineage: Eukaryota; Viridiplantae; Streptophyta; Magnoliopsida; Brassicales; Brassicaceae
Product: probable fucosyltransferase 7
Exons: 2
Coding region: 1-1635 (544 amino acids)
Biological process (GO): xyloglucan biosynthetic process; cell wall biogenesis
Cellular component (GO): membrane; Golgi apparatus
Molecular function (GO): galactoside 2-alpha-L-fucosyltransferase activity
Source: RefSeq, a predicted model, not a curated record
AUGUCGGUAUGUGUCAUCAACUAUUUCAAAUCUCCGGUGAAGUUUUUUGGGGCUCUGGGUAUGAAGAUGAAGCUUAUGAUAACAGUCGUCACUUGCUUAGUACUUUGGUCGGUGAUGAUAAUAUCAUUGUCCAACGUCUUCAAACACCAGCUUCUUGGUGCUAUAGUCAACGGUUCAAAUGAUUCCCAAAAACCGAGAGAUAAACUGUUAGGAGGGCUUUUAACCGCUGAUUUCGAUGAAGAUUCUUGCUUGAGUAGAUAUCAGUCUUCCUUGUAUCGCAAGCCUUCACCGUACAAGCCUUCUGAAUAUCUUGUCUCAAAGCUUAGAAGCUAUGAGAAGCUUCACAAGCGUUGUGGUCCAGGCACAAACGCUUACAAGGAAGCAACAAAGAAUCUUGGUCAUGAUGGUCAGAAUUAUGCAAACAAAUCUGUUGGUGAAUGCAGAUACAUUGUGUGGGUCGCGGUUUACGGGCUUGGCAACAGAAUACUUACUCUUGCCUCUGUCUUCCUCUAUGCUCUCUUGACAGAGAGAGUCGUUCUUGUUGAUCAAAGAAAAGACAUUAGUGAUCUCUUCUGUGAGCCUUUUCCAGCUACUUCCUGGUUACUUCCUCUGGACUUUCCAUUGAUGGGUCAGAUAGAUAGCUACAACAAGGAAUACUCUCGUUGUUACGGAACAAUGUUGAAGAAUCAAACCAUUAACGUAACUUCAGUCCCACGGCAUCUAUAUCUUCAUAUCCUACAUGAUUCAAGAGAUGAGGAUAAGAUGUUCUUCUGCCAAAAAGAUCAAACUUUAAUCGAUCAAGUCCCUUGGUUGAUUGUCAAAGCCAAUGUCUACUUUAUCCCAUCUCUAUGGUUUAAUCCAACUUUCCAAACCGAGCUCAUCAAGAUCUUCCCACAAAAAGAAACCGUCUUCUACCACCUGGCUCGGUAUCUUUUUCACCCAACAAACCAAGUUUGGGGAAUGGUCACUAGAUCCUACGAUGCUUACUUAUCAAGAGCAGACGAGACACUCGGGAUCCAAGUACGGGUUUUCAGCAGACGCGCUGGAUAUUUCCAGCACGUCAUGAACCAGAUAGUAGCCUGUACACAAAGAGAGAAGCUGUUGCCUGAACUGACUACACAGGGAUCACAAGUCACUACUAAUACAACGAAAAUCCCGAACCUUAAAGCUGUUCUGGUCACAUCUCUGUAUCCAGAGUACUCUGAUAACCUAAAGAAAAUGUAUUGGGAACGACCAACUUCGACAGGAGACAUUGUACAAGUUUAUCAGCCAAGUGGAGAAAGGUUUCAGCAAACGGACAAGAAGCUUCACGACCAAAAGGCACUGGCCGAGAUGUAUCUUCUGAGUUUAACAGAUAAGAUUGUCACAAGCGCAAGGUCUACAUUUGGAUAUGUUGCUCAUAGUCUUGGAGGAUUAAAGCCAUGGUUACUCUAUCAGCCAACGAGAGGCAAAACUCCAAACCCACCUUGUGCUCGUGCUAUAUCCAUGGAGCCUUGUUUCCUUACUCCUCCGACUCAUGGAUGUGAAGCCAAAAAGAGAAUUGGCUCGGCGAAAAUCGUUCCUUUUGUUAGACAUUGUGAGGAUCUUUGGCAUGACGGGCUUAAGCUAUUUGAUGAUACCAAAGAUGAGUUAUAGUUCUUAUUCCAUUAAAACAGAGAUUUUUUUUUUAAUGAAUGAAUAUUGGUAAUAUCAAUGUAAAGGCAAUGGAUCUAUGCUCGUCUAUUCGUCUACAUAUUAAAACUUGAAAA